AUGGCAACCGUAGCAGCAGUCACUUCCUCCUCGCUGCUCCGUGGCCCGUCCGUGAGCCGUGAUAUCAGCCGCAGCUCCGGCCAAUUGGGCCAUCGCCGGAAGGCAAGGUCCCUCACCGUCCGGGCGGCCAAGCUCCCUGCCGGAGUAAGUUCUCCCGAACCCUAAUUGCAGAUGCAAACUGUCGUCUUCUCCACCCCCGUCAUGGGGAUGGAGAGGAGGAGGAAGAUUCUGAAAUGGAUUCUCAGGUGGAGAUGCCAAAGGUUGAGCCGAAGCUGACGGUGGCCUUUUGGGGCUUCACCACGACGGCGGAGAUCUGGAACUCCAGGGCUUGCAUGAUCGGCCUCAUCGGGACCUUCAUCGCGGAGCUGGUGGGUUCCUCUCCUCCACACUCUUCCUUCUCCUCGGCGGGCGCCAUUAGCUUCUCCUCCGGGUUUCUGAUGCUUCCGAGUUCCGGCGGCGUUUCUCACAGAUCUUGCACAGAGGGAUCCUGACUUUGAUCGGGGUGGAGGUUGGGAAAGGCUUGAAUCUCCCACUCUGA
Molecule: messenger RNA, 538 nt
Organism: Spirodela intermedia
Lineage: Eukaryota; Viridiplantae; Streptophyta; Magnoliopsida; Alismatales; Araceae
Source: the annotation of a GenBank genome assembly